AUGGCGACAGCAGCAAAAAUAGUUCGGUUUUUAGUGUUUUUCGGAGCAAUUGGUUUGACAGUAUUGGUGUGGUACUCUGAUACAUUUAUCCGUGUUGGCAAUUUCCAUCCCCCAGAUAUGAAAACUCGCGAAUCACUUAUGAAAACUGAAACGGCGCUGGUUACUGCCAGAGAAGAAAAGCCUACGCCACGACAUUGGGGUUCUGACACGACGCAAAGUCACCUACAAGGCAACAUCUCCAUGUCAAACAAAUUUCCCAUCACAUCUCCAAGGUCCUUGGACAGAAGGGAUUUAGCCAGUGAAAUCAAACUAAAUACACUAAAGACAAAAACUGAAUCCGUGAAAACUGAAAAUAUGCAUGAAGCGCACCGUUCUGUUUCACCAGACAUGGAAGCAGCGCUGGAAAAAAGAUCAAAAUCUUGGAUUAAUUCUACGGGACUUUUCAUCAUGACAGGGGUUUUUGGUCGCACGGGUAACCGUAUGUUUGAAUAUGCGUCAAUGUAUGGAAUUGCAAAACGAAAUAACAUGACACCAGUCCUGCUUGCAAACGCGGAGGUACGGAGAGUGUUUCAAAUCCCGGAUUACAUUCCCCACUCUUUACCGCCUGGUGUUAAACUUGUGAAAUUCCAUGAGAAGAAAUACGCUUUUUAUGAUAACAGGACGGAGACAUUGUGCAAGAAAGGCCAAUCGGUACAGUUAUUGUAUUAUUUGCAGUCCUGGAAAUAUUUCCACAAUGUCGAAGAUGAUCUCAAGCAACAUUUUCGUUUCCGAAAGGAGGCAGAGUUCCGCAGAGAAAUCAAAGCUUUUUUUGACAAUGCAUUACUAGAACUUGGGAUGAACAACAAAAGGGAGGAAGUAACGUAUAUUGGAAUCCAUGCCCGGAAUUGGAAAGACUUGCGCACGAACACACUUGAACGUGGUUAUAACGUGGCGCCAUCUAGUUACUACACCAAAGCCAUGCGGUACUUUGAGAAUAUCUAUAAAAACAUCCUGUUUAUUGUACUGUCUGAUGAUAUGUCUUGGUGCAAAGAGAAUAUUCAGCACCCACGAAUCCGAUACAACCCAUUCAACGACCCCAUUCUGAGUUUAGCUCUCUUAGGAAGUUGUAACCACACCAUAAUAUCAGUGGGUACCUUUUCUUGGUGGGGCGCGUGGUUGGCCGGGGGAGACGUGGUUUACUAUAAAGACUGGCCCAAACCUGGCACCCACUUGUGGUGGCGCACCAACCAUGAGGACUAUUUUCCCCCAAAAUGGAUUGGAAUGUCCGGAUAG
Messenger RNA from Lingula anatina, 1272 nucleotides. RefSeq names its product galactoside alpha-(1,2)-fucosyltransferase 2-like. Gene Ontology annotation, cellular component: membrane. The record is from RefSeq and is a predicted model, not a curated record. Gene Ontology annotation, molecular function: galactoside 2-alpha-L-fucosyltransferase activity. Lineage: Eukaryota; Metazoa; Brachiopoda; Lingulata; Lingulida; Lingulidae. Gene Ontology annotation, biological process: carbohydrate metabolic process.